AAUCUCCUUCUCCAUCUUGCCCUGCGAUGCUAAAAUAAGCAUCAUCCACGCUAACUUGAGCCGCCCGCGCGCAUUUUAAUCCAUACCCACCAAACCACCAUCAUCAAAUCAUGCCAAGCGCUCUCAAACUCACAAAUUUCUUCAUUCUCCACGCCCAUAAACCCUACAGAUUGUUCGCCAAUUUACCCUCUCCCUCCUACGCCGCCGCCGCCGUCGAUUCAAGGAAUAUCCCGCGGCUCAGCUAUCUCUCCAGCUGGCGGUGCAGGACAACAACCCUAUUCCACACCCCCUCGCGCAUUAGCCCCGCCCCCAAAUUCUCCCGCGGCCUGAAUCACGGCCAGAAUCUCUGCUUCUACACAUCCGAUUCCGGGAAAUACGGCCAUUUUGAUCGCGGCAGGAGCGAUAAUUUGGGGACUCCAAUGGGGGCCGCUGUUGAUGGAAAGGUGGAGACCGAAACUCGCGAAGAAUCAGAUUUUCCGACGCCGCCGCUGAGCCACGGCGAGAAAUCGCCGCGAAAGUCGUCGAAAUUGCUCACAUUGCCUACCAUCCUGAAGAUCGGCCGCGUCGCUGCCAUAUCGAUUCUCGUUUACACUUUUUAUGUCGAAAGUUGGUGGGGACCAUCAACAACAGUAGGAAUUUUUGUCGCAGCUACCAAUACCGAUUGGCCUUAUGAUUCUCGCUCAAAAGUUUUGGUGUAACAGAUGAAAUUGGGUACUCCAUUUGGGGCAUUUUUGGAUCCAGUGGCUGAUAAGCUCAUGGUUGCUACUACCUUGAUCUUGUUGUGCACUAAGCCCCUUAAAGCUGGUAUAUUUGGCCAUGGACCAUGGCUAUUGACUGCCUGCAACUGCCAUAAUCUGUAGAGAGGUAACAUCUUGAAUAUAUGUUUCCUUAAUUGCUAUUUCAACUGAUUGGCUGAGAUCCUUAAUCCUUAUGCUAUAAUUUCAAGUACGAUUGGACCUUAGGAUUAAGAUAUUUUAAGGUGGGGAAUUGCAAAGUUGGUAAGCGUUGGAGCAUGUAUUUACACCCCAUCCCUCUUGGUUAUUCUUUUGCAUCCUCCAGAACUGCACUGUCCAUUUAGUUAAAGCUUAAUAUUGAAUCCAUAUCAAACUUCCCUCUGCGUUGGAGAUGAUUUACUCAAUUUCACAAGGUCACCCAUCAUGCUAUGGCCUGACAGGCCUGUGGAAUAAAUACUAUCUAGAAUUGCUGAGUCUUUGUUUUCCUUGCUCUUAAAGAAUCUAUAUCCAGCUUUUGUCGUGGAAAUUGUUGUAGAUAUAAAGUCCUAGGUUGAUUAUAUCAAAGUAAAAAAAGGGGAUGUAUUGUUGUAUAUACAAUUUACCCAAUUGCAUAAUGGUUUUCCAUUUUGGAUUAUGAAACGAAAUUAUAUGAAUGAUCGUAUCUGAAGCUCAUUUCCUUUGUAGUGUUACAUAAUACUACAAGUUGGUGUAAUUUGUCAUGUAAAACACAUCUAUUACGAAGAAAAAUAAAAGGACACAGAGGCGACGAGCAGAAUUAAUUGCUUCAUAUAUCUACUAGUUUGGUUUUACAAAUAAUCCCUAUAUAUGUGACGUUUUGGUCAACCUUGAAAACUUCUUGCCAAUUAUGUGUUAAACUGUCUGGUUAUACCUUUUAUCUUUAGUUUGAGAAUUAGUCGAAAGCUGAAAUAUUCUCUUCUUCCUCGAUUGAUGGAACUCAAUAUUUACUUAGUCUUUAAUCAUUCGGCUAAUCACAUAUUCUCAUGCAUUAACAAGUCUCUCAAAAUCAUUACCGUUGUACAUUACCAUGUCGGCAGUCAGGGAAUGGGCUGCUUCUCGGGACAAAAAGCUUUUAGAGGCUGUUGCUGUUAAUAACUUGGGAAAAUGGAAAACUGCCACACAGAUGAGUGCAUCGACUAUCCUUUUGGCUGCCGGAGAUGCAAGGUCUUCUUUUUUCUUUGAUGCAAUUUUCAUGUACAUACUCCAUACGCGUCGAAUACGUCUCUGGUCCUCUUCUCUUUCUCUCUGCAGCUUUGUAGGGGACGGAACUCUUGUUUCUUCUGGGGUAGUGUUACUCUAUAUUUCAGCCUGCCUCUCCUUUUGGUCAAUGGUAGUUUAUAUCAAAAAGAUAUGGCGACUGCUAAUACUGUAGUGCUCUUAACCAUGCUUAAUAAUUUUAUAUAGAGAAGUCUGAAAUGCCACGGAGCAAGACCAAGACGAAGACCAAGAGUUGCGAAUGGACACCAAUUUUGAUUGCUACUGUUGUGCAACUACUACAGCACUCCCCCCCUGCUUAAACUGGUACACUAGCUACACACUUCUUCAUCUCUGAAUUUUGGUAAUAUUCCAAUUUCAAUUCCAAUUCCAAUUCCAAUUUCAAUUCCAAGCUAUCCGCGCCUUUUAUCUCAUCUCCCACAGACGCAUCACUGAUGCAGACGAGUUUGUAGUGUUAGCAACAGGCGGGGUAACUAACUAACAUCUCAUUUUCCAGAUAUUGUUUACCCUACAUUUUGUUUGCACAACAGGUUUGGGAGGUGCUCACGAAAAAGGAGGUGGUAAAUAAAGUAGAAGAAAUAAUAAAGUAAGAAAGAGGGGAGAAGGUAAAAUAAAAAGAAAGAAUAAAGUAGGUGUGAUUAGAUGUUUUGUUUUUAGCUAAAAAGAUAAAUGAUUAAGUAAUUUGGGAUAAUCCAAAAUGAAACUUGAGACUGAAGGAAUAUAGCGUUGUAUUUAUUCUAUUCUUUUGUCUAUAUAAUACAACAACUAGGAAAUUAAAUUAGUUACUGUAUACGUCAACUAUUUGAUUUUUUUUAUGAUAAAGUGAAUAUAGAUGAUUGUAAUUUUUAUU
Molecule: messenger RNA, 2817 nt
Organism: Salvia splendens (bonfire salvia)
Lineage: Eukaryota; Viridiplantae; Streptophyta; Magnoliopsida; Lamiales; Lamiaceae
Product: CDP-diacylglycerol--glycerol-3-phosphate 3-phosphatidyltransferase 1, chloroplastic
Exons: 6
Coding region: 111-698 (195 amino acids)
Source: RefSeq, a predicted model, not a curated record